ACAAGAUAUAACAAGACGAUGAUCGACAACAAAAAACAUAUAGACUAUACUAAAACGUGGCAGACACGAAUUCAUUAAACAAAGAAACGAAGAAAAAAUAAGUCACUGAACUGAAAAGGAAGGAAGAGAGUAUACGUGUGUGAAAGCCCAUGAGAAAGACAUUAUAUGCCUCUACGAAUUAGAGAUAACUAGAGGGUGGUAGUUGUCGCUAACACGAUUAGUUGACAGAUAACACAAAAAACAUCAUUUGCGCCGUUGACUAACCCACUAGAAUGUGAUACAUCUCUUACUUCCAUUUGUUUCUUCGCCUGCUUGCUUCGUUGUCUGUUAUCAGUUAAGUACAACGUAUAACAGAUUUGAAAAAAGGGUUUAUCUGAUAUCUUGAUAUUUUUUUAUCUGAUUUUAUUUAGAUUGUUUAAAAAACACAUAUGGAUUGCUGGCUUUGGAUGGGCUUUAGCUGUGUCUUCACCAUGUUUUAUUCUUUCAGUAGUAUAUACAGUAACCAUUACGCUUAUCGAUCAACACAAAAUCAAAUCCGAAAAUAUAAUAAUGUAAUACACAGCAGAAAUAUUUUUCGACUUAUUAACAAAUAUUGUUUUUAAGGAUAGUUGCAUUCGUCACAUUCAUCACUCAGGUAGUUCAGAUUGUUUUUUUGAUGUGAGUAUAUCUGUCGCUAACAGGAAAGGAAGUUGUGAAAUCGCUGUUUCAUCCAUUCGGUUUAGGGCAAAAGAAUUUGGCCAAUCGAUAUCAGCAGCACAAAGUUUCAUUGACUUAUUCGAACGGAAAUCGCUCAUCGAUAACUGUUCAAGAAAUGGAAAAGAAUUGGUAAAAAACAGCGAUAUCUUUUUUUUCUCUAUAUAUUUCUGUUUUUAAACAAGGCAAAUUUCGGUGGUAAAAUUGAGUUUGAUCGUGUCAACUUUAUUUAUCCGACAAGACCUAGCAUAACCAUUCUAAAUAAAUUCGUAUUGAAUAUCAAACAAGGUAAGACGUAUUUCAUGAACAAAUUCAUUUUUAUUUACCUGUUCUUUUCAUUUAUUAAUGGUCAACGAAUCGCUCUUGUCGGUAAUGAAAAAGUCAGAUCAGAUAGAUAGAGUGAACAUAUCAUAAAUUGAUUCCACUUCCUAGGUACAAGUGGAUGUAGAGAUUGUUCACUAAUUAUACGCAAAAUUUGGCACACGCAAAAUAGAGUAACGAAAUAACUACGCUAUUCAUGAAGGCAGAGAUGGAAAAUCAACAGUCAUACAACUUUUAGAACGAUUUUAUGAUGUUUCCGAAGGUCGUUUGGUGAGUAAAGACAUUGCUAUUCUCAUGCUUGACGAAAUAACUUCGUUGUUGCAGCUAAUCGAUGGUCACGAUAUUCGUGAUUUGAACAUUCAAUGGUUGAGAUCCCAAAUCGGACUGGUAAAUCAAGAGCCAGUUCUGUUCGAUUUGACAAUUAGAGAAAAUAUUGCUUAUGGUAAUCAUUCUGGACAAUCUGUCUACAUUCAAGAAAUAAUUGAUGUUGCAAAAAAAGCAAACAUACACGACUUUAUUCAAAAACUGCCCCAAGGUUAUGAAACAAAUGUUGGCGCGAGGGGUACCCAGUUGUCAGGUGGGGAAAAACAGCGGAUUGCUAUAGCUCGUGUCCUUUUCCAUGAUCCUAAGGUACUGUUGCUCGACGAGGCUACAAGCGCAAUGGAUGCUCAAAACGAAAAGAUAGUUCAGCAAGCACUUGACCAGGCACAGCAGAAACGCACGACAAUUAUUGUUGCUCAUCGAUUAUCGACGAUACAAAACUGUGAUUUAAUCUGUGUGAUGGAUCCGAAAUCAAGACGAAUUAUUGAACAUGGUAAACAUUCAGAUCUCAUUCAGCAACGCGGCAUCUAUUAUAAAUUAGUAGUGGGUGAAUGA
This is a messenger RNA of Didymodactylos carnosus, 1890 nucleotides long. Lineage: Eukaryota; Metazoa; Rotifera; Eurotatoria; Philodinida; Philodinidae. The record is from the annotation of a GenBank genome assembly.